This is a messenger RNA of Pecten maximus, 2303 nucleotides long. RefSeq lists its product as uncharacterized. The transcript has 2 exons. NCBI's taxonomy places the organism in Eukaryota, Metazoa, Mollusca, Bivalvia, Pectinida, Pectinidae. The record is from RefSeq and is a predicted model, not a curated record. The coding region runs from base 151 to 1236 and encodes 361 amino acids.
UGCACACGGACAGCGUCAUAUGUAAAACGGGAAGUACAAACCGAAAGUAGAAUCGCUGUGACAUUUCUCGGAACUUACGAGCAGCCUAAGAACGCCCAUUACUAUCGAACCGAUCAAUAUAAGGCUCCUACUCAUGAAGUGACAUGACGGAUGAUGUCUAACGGAUCACACGACUCUCAUAAUGCUCUGGAACGAAACUGUCGGCCGGAGUGGGCCCUGUGGACAUGCGUGGCGGCCAACAUAUGUGGUUUGACCAGCACCACGCUGUGGUUCCUAGUCCUGUUACCACAGGUAUACAAGAACUUCCGCCGGAAGUCCGUCUUGGGACUCAGUAUACUGUGGGCGACUGCUAACUUUAUAGCUUCAUUAGUUAAUAUUUUCUUUGUGUUUCUUUACGCCAGCCUACCCGUAUAUUCAUCAAUUAACGCCGUGUACAUGCCAAUACUGGAGUUCACCAUACUCGUUCAGUUUUGGUUGUAUAACUCGGAGUUCUCAAAGAAAGCUAAAUACUGCUAUGCUGCUGGUUGUGCGGUCAUUUGGGGUACCAUCAUUACAAUACAACUGACAACACGAAUGUUUGCCGAGAUGCAAUGGGUAGCCAUUACACUCUGGUGUGUGGAGACUUUACCACAGAUUGUCCUUAAUCUGAAAUUACGCUCCACUUCCGGUCAAUCGACACGCUCUGCAGUGAUAGCAACGAUUGGAAAGAUGACGGACUUCCUGGCGACGUACGGUUUAGUAAUUCCUUUGCAGUAUGUGGUGAUGGCAUAUUUCUCUAGCUCUGUUGCCUACGUCAACGGUAUCCAGAUAGCUUGGUACUAUCGAAAAGGAAACUAUGGGGUCUCUGGAACGCCAACACCAACCCAUCAAAAUACUGCAUUUAUCGAGGGAAGCGCGCAGGUGUACGACGUUCAAAGUGAGGGCAAUGGCGGCGACGUAGUGCAGUCUGAAGAUGACGUCGAAUACACGCCGCUUUGUUCCAGUAUCGUCGUCAGGUGGCGCCACCCGAAUUUAUCGCGAUUGUGUUUUAUAAGAGGAGUUGUCAUUGGCUUUCUUGUUUCAGCAUUGGUACUGUUCUUGUUUGGCCUUGUCGUAGUGACCGCUUCCGCUUAUAGUUCAAUGGCUCCUAUAUCCAUAGCAUCUGUCCUCGCGUUUGCCUAUAUGUAUUACCAUACUGCCAUAGGUCAGAGGUGUCGACAAAUUUGUAUCAACACGUGUCGGAAAAAGCCAAAUUAGGUGAUGCAAUUACUAGAAAUUAAUAAAUGUUAAAGGUUUACACAACUGAUGUGUUGUUGUGUGUAUGUGACUGCAUGAGAUAGUCAUACUCCUAUAACAUAAGAGGCCGCUGGUCGGCUCUUUUUCUAUCGGAUAUUAUUUUGCCGACUGCCGUGUAAAACCUCUAACAUUGUUGGAGUAGAGAUAGUCACUUACCUCGGUAUUAGCUUAUUCAGCAGGGACAGAAUACAAUUAAGCUGUGUGAUCAGCGAGAUUAUUACAAUUUCUCAAUUGUUGAUUUUCCAUUUCUAGAUAGCAACAUCCCUGCUCAUUACUUAGGUGUUUGCAUGUCUCGGUUGAUCCGACAUUUAGGACGUGUUCCCAUCAUCACGACUUCCGUGACAAUGUCGACUAAUGACGGAGAAAAUGAGGUCUCGAUAGAUGCAGGUUGAUGAAGUCCCCGGGAAAGUUCUAUUUCCUUUUGCGAUAUGAAUCCAUACAUUUUCGAUGCUGGUUAAAAUAUCUAGAGGUUUCAUUGUCACUGCCAUAGCUUUCAUUUGAGGAUUUGAUCUAGUUCGCAUGACUGGUGUCUUCGAUGAAGACGCCGCUUAGUCUCCCGAAAACCUGGAUUUGUUCUUGUACUUUUCCAUAGGUCUCCCCACCUUGGUGGCGGGAGGUCGGGAAGCUCGCUAUCCGGCCCGACUGACCAGCCGGACAAUGUGGUCUAUCCUCUUGGGUGACGGAGGUCACGCAACUCGCCGGCCCGACUGACCAGCCGGGCAAUGUGGUCUAUCCUCUUGGGUGACGGAGGUCACGCAGCUCGCUAACCGGCCCGACUGACCAGAUGGGCAAUGUGGUCUAUCCUCUUGGGUGACGGAGGUCAGGCAGCUCGCUAACCGGCCCGACUGACCAGCCGGACAAUGUGGUCUAUCCUCUUGGGUGACGGAGGUCAGGCAGCUCGCGAUCGCUGACUGGCCCGACUGAGCAGCCGGGUAAUGUGGGGUGGUAAUGUCGUCUUCCCAUCAGGGUAGCGGGAGGCAAAUUAUUUACAUAAAACAGCUUGAUCAAAUAAAGUUAAUUAAUCUACA